CAGGGAUAGUUUUGUUGCAGCACACAUGAAGAACUGUCAAAUUUCAGAAAAGUUUGCUGAAUACAUCGUGCUGCUCCAGUGAUGGCAGAUCUCAGUCCUCCUAAAACUCUGAACUUUAACGUCGGUGUCCUCGGCCAUGUGGACAGCGGGAAAACGUCUCUCGCCCGUGCGCUGAGCAGCACCGCAUCCACCGCAGCCUUCGACAAGAACCCGCAGUCCAAGGAACGAGGCAUCACACUGGAUCUUGGCUUUAGUGCGUUUACGGUGCCGUUACCGGAGCACCUGAAAGAGUCCUGCGGGGAAAGACAAUACGACAGUCUGCAGUUCACACUGGUGGACUGCCCGGGACAUGCCUCUCUCAUACGCACUAUUAUUGGGGGUGCUCAGAUCAUUGAUCUGAUGAUGUUGGUGGUUGACGUUGUGAAAGGUAUGCAGACACAAACAGCAGAGUGCCUUUUGAUUGGUCAGCUCACCUGCUCCCGUAUGAUCGUCAUCCUCAACAAAACAGACCUGUUGCCUAAUGACAAGAGACAGGCGGCUAUUGACAAAAUGACCAAGAGGAUGCACAAAACUCUUGAGAACACAAGAUUUAAAGGCUGCCCUAUUAUUGCUGUGGCAGCAAAGCCAGGUGGUCCUGAGGCCCCAGAAACAGACGAGCCACAAGGAAUAACUGAACUCAUAGAUUUAUUGAAGGCCCAAGCCUUCUUUCCUCGUAAAUAA
Molecule: messenger RNA, 720 nt
Organism: Sinocyclocheilus rhinocerous
Lineage: Eukaryota; Metazoa; Chordata; Actinopteri; Cypriniformes; Cyprinidae
Product: selenocysteine-specific elongation factor-like
Exons: 5
Coding region: 82-720 (212 amino acids)
Biological process (GO): selenocysteine incorporation
Molecular function (GO): GTP binding; GTPase activity; translation elongation factor activity
Source: RefSeq, a predicted model, not a curated record